Egretta garzetta (little egret) is the source of this 733-nucleotide messenger RNA. RefSeq names its product mitochondrial ribosomal protein S14 (gene MRPS14). Lineage: Eukaryota; Metazoa; Chordata; Aves; Pelecaniformes; Ardeidae. Gene Ontology annotation, cellular component: mitochondrial small ribosomal subunit; ribosome. Gene Ontology annotation, molecular function: structural constituent of ribosome. The record is from RefSeq and is a predicted model, not a curated record. Bases 1 to 426 code for a protein of 141 amino acids. Gene Ontology annotation, biological process: translation. The transcript has 4 exons.
AUGGCCUUUUUCCACCAUCACCUGCACCAUCAGCCUAGGUGGACUUCCCUCUCCAACCCGGGAUCCCUCUGGUCCACCCAAAGUCGGAUCCUGCGGUUUCUGUGGAAGAUGCCAGCUCCCUCUAAUGACGGAGGUGCCAGCGAGGCUGACAUCAGCACCGGGAUACGCAGCACAGCGGUUCUCCCCUCGCUGUGCACAAGGCAAGUGCGGAGCUACUACGUGGACUGGAGGAUGCUGCGGCGCGAAGUGGCUGAUAAAGAGAUUGCUGACUUGCCCCGGGACAGCUGCCCUGUGAGGAUCCGAAAUAGGUGUGUCCUGACAUCCCGCCCUCGGGGGGUGAAGCGGCGUUGGAGGCUCAGCAGAAUCGUUUUCCGCCAUUUUGCUGACCAUGCUCAGAUGUCUGGGAUACAGAGGGCUAUGUGGUAGAUCACCGCAUGAAUAUACAUUCAGGCAGAAAACACAAAACAGGCUCAGUUGAUGUGUUCAAGUGAUUAAAGCAAGACUGUUCUAAAGAGUCCAGCAUCAAUAUCAAACUAAUAAGGGAAGGAUGAGAGGCCAUGCUGGUUCAUUGAACUCCCUUACUGGAUUGUGACUGGUAUCAGCUAAGUGACGAGAAGCAGCAUAACUGCACUAAGCUGGUCUGCAUGAGAGGCAAAGUUUUAUUUUGAGGGGGAAAAAAUCACUACGUAAUUGUUGCAGAACUAAGCUGAGGUUUGUCAGAAAUAAAGACAUA